UUAUGCUAGGGCUUAUACCAGCCAUUAGUUCUGAUUACUGUGGAACUUUUGAGGAGCAAAAUGGCAGUGAUGAUUGGAAUCGCUUUCAGUUUCUUGGCUUUGUUGCCUGCUAAUUGGCGGGAUAACCUGUUCUACAUCAAGUGAUGGGUAUCCUGCACCAGGUUCUGAUGCAGCAAGGCUCUAUACAGGCCCACUUAGGUCAAAAGGAUAUGGUAAUUACAACUCUCCUACAGCUCAAUUGCAAGCGCAGCUGACUGAAAAGCAACAAACAUCUGGAAGCCAUCCUGCAAAAUCAACUGGCCCCCAUGCCCCAGGCACCUCAGAAAAUGUGGUAUCCAACUCAAAUGCCCCAGCAGGAAAAGCAACCGGCAGCCAUGACCCAACAGCAGACGCUACCGGCCAGUUAUCCUAAGCAGCCUCAAGCAGUGUUGUAUCCAGCUCAAAUGCCCCGGAAGCAACCAGUUACUGAACUUCAGAAUCAGAAGGAACUGGCCUUCAUACCCCAGCUACCUCAGCAAGUGUGGUAUCAAGUUCAAAUUCCUCAGCAGCAAAAGCAACCAGCUACUGGUCCUCAGCAGCAGACGGAACUGACCACCCUGCCCCAGAAGCAACCGGCUUCAAUGCCCAUACCGCAUAAACAACCAACAGCUAUGCCCCAGAAAGCAUGGAAUCAAGCUCAAAUGCAGCAAAAGCAACCGGCCACCAUGCACCAGCAAGUGUGGCAUCCAGCUAAGCCCCAGAAGCAAAAGCAACUGGCUACUGAACCUCAGCAGCAGAAGGAACCGGCCUCCAUAACCCAGCAACCUCAGCAAGUGUUGCAUCCAGCUCAAAUGCUGCUGAAGCAACUGACUGCCAUGCCCCAGCAAGUGUGGUAUCCAGCUCAAAUGCCCCAGAAGCAACCAACCGCUGAACCUCAGUGGCAUCCAGCCAAAAUUCCCCAGGAGCAACCAGUCCCUAUGCGUCAACUGCAGAAGGAACUGACCGCCAUUCCACCACAACUGUGGCAAUCCGCUCAAAUUCCCCAGCAGCAUAAGCAACCGGCUGCCAAGCUUCAGCAAGUGUGGCAACUGGCCCCCAUUCCCCAGCAGCCUCAUGACGUGUGGUAUCCAGCUAAAAUGGUCCAGAAGCAACAAGCAGCUGCAACUCCGCGGCAGAAGGACCUGACCACCAUGCCUCAAGAGUGGCAUCCAGCUCAAUUUCCCCAGCAGCAGAGGCAACCAUCCCUAAUACUUUUACCGCAGAAGGAACUGAACGCCAUACACCAGCAGCCUCACGAAGUGUGGUAUCCAGCUAAAAUGGUCCAGAAGCAACAAGCAGCUGCAACUCCGCGGCAGAAGGAACUGACCGCCAUUCCACCACAACUGUGCCAACCCGCUCAAAUGCAGAAGUAACCAGCCCUAAUGCCUCAACCGCAGAAGCAACGAGCCACCAUGACCCCGCAAGUAUGGCAUCCAGCUCAAAUGCCUCAGCAGCAAAAGCAACCAGCUACUGAACCUCCGCAGCAAAUUGAACCGACCGCCAUGCCCCAGCCACCUCAGCAAUUGUGGCAUCCAGAUCAAUUUCUCCAGGAGCAGAAGAAACCAGCCCCUAUGCAUCUACCGCAGAAGGAGCUGACCGCCAUUCCACCACAACUGUGGCAAUCCGCUCAAAUGCCCCAGCAGCGUAAGCAACCGGCUGCCAUGCUUCAGCAAGUGUGGCAUCGGGCACAGAAGCAACCGGCCCCUAUGCCUCACGAAGUGUGGUAUCCAGCUAAAAUGGUCCAGAAGCAACAAGCAGCUGCAACUCAGCGGCAGAAGGAACUGACCAUGCCUCAAGAGUGGCACGCAGCUCAAUUUCCCCAGAAGCAACCAGCCCUAUUGCUUUUACCGCAGAAGGAACUGACCGCCAUACACCAGCAACCUCAGCAAGUGUGGUAUCCAGCUAAAAUUCCCCAGAACCAACCAACCACUGAACCCCAGCAGCAGAAGCAACCGGCCGCUGAACCUCAGCAGCAAAUUGAACCGACCGCCAUGCCCCAGCUACCUCAGCAAGUGUGGUAUCCAAUGCACAUUCCCCAGCAGCAACAGGAACUGGCCACCAUACCCCAGCAAGUGAGGUAUCCAGCUCAAAUGCCCCAGAAGCAUCUGACCUCCAUGCCUCUACCACAGAAGCAACCGACCGCCAUGCCCCAGCAAGAGUGGAAUCCAGCUAAAAUGGUCCAGAAGCAAGUCGCUGCGGUGACCGCCAUGCCGCAUACGCAUCAGCAAGUAUGGCAUCCAGCUGAAUUUCCCCAGCAGCAGAAGCAACCGGCCUCCACGCCUCUACCGCAGGAGCAACCGACCGCCGUACCCCAGCAAGUGUGGUAUCCAGCUCAAAUGUCACGGCAGCAACUGGCCUCCAUGCCUCUACCCCAGCAAGUGGGGUAUCCAGCUCAAAUGUCCCAGCAGCGGAAGCAACACACUGCCAUGCCACAGCACCAACUGACCCCCAUGCCUCAGCAAUUAUGGCAUGUAGCACAAAUGCCCCAGAAGCAACUGGCCCCAAUGUCUCAGCAGAAUCACUACGAAAGCACUGAAGAUGGUGCCUCUAGUAGCACUCAGGCCAGCAUCGUUGAACAGUCGGAUGUCAUCCCAAUCUAUUCCUACAGUUCCAAAUCGCACUACGAGAAUGGCAGGACUGUAUUCUCCCUAACCCGCUACACUCCUAGGGAGGCUAUGCCUGUUGACAGUGGAAAUACUCCCAAUGACAGUAUAGUUCGUACUGGUGCACCAAGCGUAUAUCCAUCACUAGUGAAGGAUUCUGCAAGGAAAAUGUAAUGGAUUCAUCCUCUAGAAGCUAAUGGAAGUGUCUGGUGCUCUUGCUACUCUAGCGUGAGGGAGUACAUGAACAGUUCUACUUUCAAAAAUGCCUGGUGUCUUUGAAAUAAUGGUUCUCGUGUCCAUUGCUUGCUAAUUGAGAACAGGUGGUGUGCAGUCUGUAGUAAAAAUGACUGCUCAGUUAAUUCUUUGGUUUUCUAAUCUUUUACCUUUGCUACUGGUUGUUCAAAAUAAAAGCUUGGGUCUACA
Messenger RNA from Oncorhynchus nerka (sockeye salmon), 3044 nucleotides. RefSeq lists its product as uncharacterized. The record is from RefSeq and is a predicted model, not a curated record. Lineage: Eukaryota; Metazoa; Chordata; Actinopteri; Salmoniformes; Salmonidae. Bases 1401 to 2795 code for a protein of 464 amino acids. The transcript has 5 exons.